GACGACAUCACACACACAACACAAGUGACAACCCACACAAGAGACACGAAAUGUUCAUAUAUUUUUCUGUUUUGUGCUAGAAGUCCUUUUAUGUAAUUGAAAAAUAGCUGCUGUAACCGUGCUGCUAGUAUAUUUUCCAAAAUGGAUUUUAUGGAGAAGCUACAAAUAUUAGCUUUUUUAAUCACUUUCUGUUUAUGUUAUUGUUCUUGUAAGUUAAAUCAUCCAAAUGAACAGAAUAUACUUCCUGAUGAUUGGGUUGAUCCAAUGGCCUUGGUUCAAACAAAAAAUGAUCAUUUUAAUAAGCAGCUCAAUAAAAAGACAAUAAUGGUAAAAAAAAGUCAAAGAAAAAGAGAAAAAACAAAAAAAAAUAUUUUUCGACCUUCAAUCCAGAAUCAAUGUCGGCCGACAGUCAGGAUAUGUUUUCUAAAAAAGGCUCGACAACUUGCGACUUUGCACAUUUAAAACAACUUACUCGAAUUAUUCUGGAGACUUUCACAAUUCCUGGGAAACGAAACUUUUUAAUUUAUUUAACGGACGAUGACUUCAAACAUCUUGAAGAAUUUAAAAAUGGGAAAGACGAAAAGGUUGCACAUGCUGUGGAAAUAAUAUCCAAAUUUUUUUUACAUGCUCCAAUAGACGACGUUCCUAUUUCUGAGUCAAUAUUUAUUUACAUGGCUCAAUUUGUCUCAUACCACAAUGGUACAUUUGCAGUAGCUUUUGUUAUGGUUGUGAUACUCUCCUUGCUAAUCUUAUUUGAAAUUCGUACGAGCAUGCCUUGGUAUCGUCAGUGUUGGUACGUUUUUGGUCUUCUUUUCCUUAUAAGCAUUCCUUGGGAAUGGUUUAGACUUUAUAAGCAAUCGUAUGCACGUAAACAAGUCGAAUAUUUAAAAGAAAUUCCUAAGCAAUGUCUUGCAGCUAAAAACAUGGCAAUAAUGGAUAGAAUAUCAGUGUGGAUCGCCGGAUCUUUGACGUGGAAACAAGAUGAUUGUAUUAAAUAUCAAGAAGCCAUUUUGAUUGAUCCGAUUUGGGAAAUAUCACCAUCAGUGGCUCUUUCAACCACUGCAACUCGUCUGAUAUUUCAUCCAUUGGAAUACAUUGCUGCUUCAUGUGGAGAAAGUUUGAACGCCUUCCUUAGUAAAAUACCUUCAAUGUGGCAACCAGUUAUGGUUGUAAUAAUAACCAUAAUUCUAUUGUUAUGCGUCUUCCUUCUCAUUCGAUCUCGAACCGUUCCAGUUGUCACGAAUGUUGCAUUAACGGAGACAGAUAUUAAGAACAUUAAAAAUUGCAUCGUAAAGGAAAUCCGAACCAUUUCUUAUGCCCCAAAUAAAACACCAAAAGAAGAAGGUGAUUUUCUCCCAAUUCAAGAAGAAAAAGUUGAAGAGUUGUCUCCUGUUUUAAGUUAAGGAAAAGUUAUGUGACACUCCUGCUUUUAUUAACAUAAGAUAAAAGGGUAGAAUAUAUUGUCGACAUACCACUUCAUUGAUUGUUUUCCACGAGAAACAGGUUUUUUCUUAGAAAGGAUAAAAUUUUUGCACUCUAGUGUUAACGAAACUGUGUUUUUGGAAAAUUGUCCAGAAGAUUGAAAGUGAGUGAUGUUAGCAUCAGACAUUUUUGAUUGUUAUAUGCAUUCUUAGAGUUUAAAAAAUAACAAAUUUUUUACGAAUUUUCUUUUCAA
Molecule: messenger RNA, 1675 nt
Organism: Xenia sp. Carnegie-2017
Lineage: Eukaryota; Metazoa; Cnidaria; Anthozoa; Malacalcyonacea; Xeniidae
Product: chloride channel CLIC-like protein 1
Exons: 3
Coding region: 396-1403 (335 amino acids)
Cellular component (GO): membrane; endoplasmic reticulum
Molecular function (GO): chloride channel activity
Source: RefSeq, a predicted model, not a curated record